Molecule: messenger RNA, 2609 nt
Organism: Prorocentrum cordatum
Lineage: Eukaryota; Dinophyceae; Prorocentrales; Prorocentraceae
Source: the annotation of a GenBank genome assembly
CGGGCCCGCCGCUCCGAAGUGCUGCUGCAAUGGGCUGACCACGGCGUGGACGCGCUCAACGGCAUGCACGGCCACUCCGGCGCACCUCUGUCGGCGCCCGCCAACCUAGGACAGCAGACCAGCUUGAAUGUUUUGGAGGACUGCUAUCUGGGCAUGGGCGUGAUGCCGAGCGAGCCAGGUUUGUGUGAAGAAGCCCUCCACGAGCUUGUCAGUAGCUCCGCCGUCUACUCCGACGACGGCGGCGCCCGGGCCCCGUACUCCAAGGAGCUGGUCUCCUGGCCUGAGGUGGGGGCCAGCCCUACCGACCUUCUGGGCUGCCUCACUCAGGAUGACAACGACUGGGCACCUGAUUGGCGACUGAAUUUGCUCCAGACGCCCGACGAGGCGCUGCAGGAAGCCCGGUACGCCAACGCCUACUUCCACCCGGCACCUCCGACGCGUCUGCCUACGGCGGCUGCGGCGUCCUCGGUGGAGUCGGGCGACCAGCCGCUGCACGUGGCGAGCGGCGACCUCGACAAUGCCUUCUACCGCCUCCGGCCCAUGUCGGGCCUCGAAGACUACUUCACUUUGCCGACGCUGUCGUCCACCCUGGCCGGCGUCACCGAGCUCGAAGGCGUCGCCCUCCCGGCGGGCACCCGCCUGGCGCCGCGCCUCACCAUCCUGCCCAUGGGGUGGUCGUGGGCGAUGCACUUCUGCCAGGCGGUGACCAUGCGGGCUAUCUCGGUGGCAAGCUUCUCGGACUCUCAGAUCGUGGAGGACGGCCGGGGCUACGUGGACAACUUCUACGUCUUCGGCCACGACCCGCGGCUGGUCACGCAGCGCCGGGACGACGUGUCCGCGAUCCUGAGGGGGUGGGGCCUCACGGUCCACGAGGAGACCGACGCCUCCACGGACGCCGUCUUGGUGGGGCUGGAGCUCAGGCAGGGCCGCUGGCUCUCGGUCAAGCGUCGCAACUUGUGGCGGUUGCGGGCAGCGCUGGACACGGUGCUGCGCCGGGGCUGCUGCUCAAGCAAGAUGCUGGAGGUCCUGGUCGGCCAUAUUUCGUGGGCCUGCUUGAUACGCCGGGAGCCGUUGUGUGUGCUGAGCGCCGUGUACCCGCACAUCGCGGCCGGCCUUCCCACGAAUUCCCCGAUGCGGGGCUCCGUGCGUGAGGAGCUCUGGCUGGCGCGGUCGCUGCUGCCCCUCCUCCAGAAGGACUUGAGCAGCCCGUGGCACGACAUCGUCGGAGUGAGCGACGCCUCCGAGUUCGGAGUCGGCGUGGCCGCGCGGUCUGUGCAGCCGAGCGUUGCGGCGAAGCAUGGCCGCCAGUGCGAGCGAUGGCGGUACCGUGUACAUGGUGCCGAGAGGGCGCGCGAGAGAGUCCUCCAACCUCAGCCCCUGCCAUCUUCCGCAUCGGGAACAGCUUCGCUGCCUACGGGACUGCACGGCCUGGACAUCGUGGGCCUCGAGUCCUCCAUCAGGGUGCACCCUCGGGAGUUCAUGGAGGUCCCCCGGGAGUUCUUCAACGGGGCACGCUGGGCUCCGGUUAUCGCCUCGAGGGUCGUCGUGCCCGACAACAUCUUAGCCUUGGAAGGGGAUGCGGGUAUCUUGGGUAUCAAGCACAUCUUGAGGCCUGGCACGGAGCGCCUCUGCCAGAUCUGCCCCCGGGCCUUCCUCCAGUUCUGCCUCGUGAAGACGAUCAGCUGGACGAGCGAGGCCGGCAUGGACCCGGCUCUGGUCACGCACCUGAACUCGAUGUACUUCGAGGGUCGCGCCCCGAACGAGGGCUCGGUUCUUCUGGCAGCGCUGGCCCAUCACACGCCGGCAUUGUACAAGAGGACCGCGCAGGCCCUGCCGCGGGCGACCCGCUGCCUGGCGGGCUGGCGCCGUCGGGUGCCGACCAGGAUGCGCCUGCCGCUGCCUCGCCGGGCUGCUCUCGCCAUCGCAGGGACGAUGGCGUCGUGGGGCCAGCCGCGCAUGGGCCUGUUCAUCAUGGUGUCGUUCGUGGCCUACCUCCGCCCGCAGGAAGCGUUCCGGCUGGCGGGGCGGCACCUCGUGCCGCCGGUGGCCCACUUGGGCCAGGCUCCGACACCGUGGGGCCUGCUGCUGCACGACUCGGACCUCCAGUUGCCCGGCAAAACCAACCUGUGGGACGAGAGCGUGCUCCUGGACCAGGCGCCCUGGCUCGAGUCCGCCCUGGAGGCGCUGAGGAUCGUGGCGGGGGACGGCCCCCUCUGGGAUUUCCAGCCUACGUCGGUUGCUCGGCUCUUCGUGGAUGCGUGCCGGGCCCUGGGCCUGAUGCACCUGCAGCCCCACCUGUACUCCCUCCGCCACGGGGGGGCCAGCGAGGACUUGCUGUCAGGUGCGAGGACGGCGGAGCAAGUCAUGCGGCGUGGCCGUUGGGCCACCAUGGCCUCUCUGCGCCGGUACGGCAAGGAGACCCGCCUCCUACGGGAGGCUGCCAAGGUGGACCCCGACGUGCUGCUGUUCGGGGAGCUCGUGGAGCAGUACUUCCUGGACGUCUUCCGGGGCGGCCCGUCGCUGCCGCUUGUCAUGGACGCGGUGCCGGCGGCCCUCCGCCCCCGCCUGCUGGCAGGGCCCGGGGCCCCCGCCGCCAAGUGGGCCCGCCG